CGCGGCGGACCGCAGACUCGCUGCGGCACUGAGGAGCGUCCACGCGCACCGAGUUCUUCUCACGGCCACCAGCUUUUCUCCCAAUUUCACGGAUGGUGAACUUGUCCGUCGAGUUUUUAUCGAACAGUAAUCGUUUCAGUUGUCAAAAAGGAGCCAAAGACCCGUGUUUCCUCGAGGCCAUCAUGCUGAACACAGAGGAGAGUUCCUGGUUAUCGGGAUCCCGGUUGCCCGGCUCCAUCCCUCCGUCUCCGGGGCCUCUGUGGUGCUCCGAUGUCCCUCACCCACAGCUGAAGAUCCCGGGUGGGCGAGGGACGGUCAGGGAUCACUCUCUCGGAGUGCUACUACACAAGGACGAUAAGUUGACGGUGACGCAGGCUGCUCCAGCCGGUGGACGCCCCUCUUUCCUCCGCUUCCACUACCAGCUGAACGAGCGCCGCUCGGCCUCGUGGGACACGGCUCUAUCAGGACACAGCCUCUUCCUGGAGAUCCCUGCUGGGCUGCUGGCGGAGGGCAGCAAAGAAGGGCUAACUGCUCUGCUGGAGUUUGCGGAGGAGAAGAUCAAAGUCAACUAUGUGUUCCUGUGGUUCCAUAAAAACAGAGAGGAUCGAUUGUCCAUCAUCAAGACGUUCCACUACAUGGGCUUUGAGAUGGUGAAGCCGGGCCACCCCAUGGUACCGGCCCGGCCCGAUCUGGCCUUCAUGAUUUACUCUCUGGACAACAGCAGCAGCUCGGACGAGGAGUGACCUUGGGAUUUGGGCUUUUCUCCCUUUUUUCUUCUUCUUCUCUGCUCAGCGGUUCCUCUCGGCCACAUUGUUUCUCUGUGCUGCCAUCAACCAAAAGAACAGCUGUUUGACAUUGAGGAGAAGGUGUUUUACAUUAUAUCAGCACAUCUCUCCUCACAGCCUAGACCGUUUUAAACGGAAAAGACACUUUGGUUUGUCCUUUCACAUAUAAUAUAGAUUGGUGGAAGCCGGAUCACAUGUCACACUAAAUCACAUGUCAGCAUUUCUUUUCACUUCUUCUCCCCGAGGCGUCAUUCCAGCACACGUCAAUCACAAUCAGUUUAUUUUUUCCUUCUUUGCUGUCAUCAGCCCAAAAUACCCUGUUAGUCUGUCCAGACGUGUCGAAGACAAAACACAAGCUAAAUGUUGAGCUGGUAGAGGUAAACGCCUCUCCUCCUCCUCUGAGCAAUAAUCAACCCGUCAGGCUGGCGCUGAGUCAUUGACGGGAGGGGGGGCGUCUUGUUUCACUCUGCACGUCACAGAAUCAAAUGCUUAGUUUUGUUUAUUUUGUUAUAUCCAAAGCUGAAUAACUGCUGGAGUGAGGUGGGCGGGUUCAAAGAGAAGAUCUACAUAGUGUUACAUUUUUACUUUCCCCAGAAUGUGCUCAGAAACUGGAUGGAAGUUAUAAAAGCUAAAUUUCUCAUCCAGGUAGUGAAAGUGGGAGAUGACAGAAGUCAAGACGAACACAUGGUUUUGUAUGAAAAGAAUAGAAAUAUAGGAUGGAAGCGGCUCUGUGGAUUCACCAGUUGAAAGCUCGACUGUAACGAGGCUUGUUUUGUGCCUAAAGAGGAGAGUGCAAUGUGAAUAUUUUUACUCCUGAGUCUUAUGUGUCCAUUUCUCCCCAAACGCUUAAUCACAAGCAGAUUCAGACCCACGCUAUGAGAGGGGGAUUGGGAGGGGAGGGGGCGGGGCUUGUAAAGGUACAGCGGCAGCGCUUCAGGGGAUUUACAUGUAUGCAGGUUUAUUUUAGGUAAUAAAAUGCCAAAGAAUCCAUUCUGUCUGUUUUGAAAUCAUGCUUUUUAAAAAUGCAGCCUCCUGAAGUUUGGUAUGUAAAGCAAAAGCAAUAUUAUAACCAACAUUCCCCAUGCCAGCCGCAGAGAGAGCCGACGGCAGUCAGUUCCAUGUUGGGACGGGGCGGGGGUCUUUUCUUCUUCUGCAUGUGUUCAGAUCAUACGAGUCUACUGAUUGAGCCCCUGACUAUAAGCUGUUAGGAAAUGUCCAUAUGGAACUUUUCUCAGAGGUAUAUUUUUAUGUACGUAUAUUUCUCAAAUGUUUACUGUGAUAGUUUAGGGAUUUCUUUUAUGGUGUCAGUGUAUUAGUUAGCAACCUUUCAAUGACGAUCCACACUUGUAUACUUUUUUUUGUCUUGGAGAGGUUUGGAAAAAUAAAACUUGUUAUCUUAAUCGA
Messenger RNA from Gasterosteus aculeatus aculeatus (three-spined stickleback), 2189 nucleotides. It is a transcript of the gene oaz2a, whose product is annotated as ornithine decarboxylase antizyme 2a. Gene Ontology annotation, cellular component: cytoplasm; nucleus. Gene Ontology annotation, molecular function: ornithine decarboxylase inhibitor activity. NCBI's taxonomy places the organism in Eukaryota, Metazoa, Chordata, Actinopteri, Perciformes, Gasterosteidae. Gene Ontology annotation, biological process: positive regulation of protein catabolic process. The record is from RefSeq and is a predicted model, not a curated record.